GAGGUGGAGAAGAACAAGUUCAAACAAAUCGUCAUGGCCGUCUCUAGCUGCGCUAGAGUUCUACCUUCUUUUGACUGCCGCCCCGAUCCCCAUUUCUCCGGUAACCCACGCGCUGAGAUGCCCUCCUUCUCUUCUUCUGCCAAUACCAAGACCAAGACUCGCUCCCUUCCCAUCCAUGGAGGAUCGGCGGCGGGUCUGUCUUCUUUGAUCCUCAAGUUCCCUCCCAACUUCGUUCGCCAGCUCAGCACCAAAGCCCGGAGGAAUUGCAGCAACAUCGGCGUUGCUCAAGUCGUUGCGGCUUCGUGGUCCAACAACUCUUCUUCUGCUGUUCCUGCUUCUGCUACCGACGUUAACCCCAUCACCACUGCUCCCCUCGAAGACAUCCACGUCGUCGACGGUCCCCAGCCGGUGGUCGAUGGUGAUUCUUGUAAUACUGGUAGUCCUGUACAGUUUAAGGGUUCGGCCGCUCUGAAGGCCUCAUUUUUGCGCUCCGAUGGGAGCCUCGCUGUUCAUGCUGGUGAAAGAUUAGGUCGCGGUAUAGUUACUGAUGCAAUCACCACCCCAGUCGUCAAUACUUCUGCCUACUGCUUUCAGAAUACUGAUCAGCUCCUUGAUUUCAAGGAGGGACGCUAUGACAGUUUUGAAUAUGGGCGCUAUGGAAAUCCAACUACAGUGGUUGCUGAGGAAAAGCUAAGUGCACUUGAGGGGGCUGAAUCAACACAGUUGAUGGCAUCAGGAAUGUAUGCUAGUAUAGUUAUGCUGUUUGCAUUGGUUCGAGCUGGUGGUCAUGUCAUAACAACGACAGAUUGCUACAGGAAGACUAGAAUAUUUAUUGAAACCAUACUCCCCAAAAUGGGGAUCACGGUUACCGUUAUUGACCCUGCUGAUAUGGAGUCCCUGAAAAGUACACUGGAUAAGCACGAUGUAAAUCUUUUCUUUACCGAAUCUCCAACCAAUCCAUACCUUCGAUGUGUUGACAUUGAGCUGGUUUCAAAGCUUUGCCAUAGUCAUGGUGCACUGGUCUGUGUGGAUGGAACAUUUGCCACUCCUGUGAACCAGAAGGCCCUUGCCCUUGGUGCAGACAUUGUUCUGCACUCUGCAACAAAGUACAUUGGAGGUCACAAUGAUGUUCUUGCAGGUUAUGUUAGUGGUUCUGAAAAGAUAAUUUCUGAAGUCCGUAAGAUCCAUCACAUUUUUGGUGGUGCCCUCAACCCAAAUGCCGCGUAUCUGCUCAUUCGGGGCAUGAAAACAUUGCAUCUUCGUGUACAGCAACAAAAUUCAACAGCAUUGAGGAUGGCUGAGAUUUUAGAGGCACAUCCUAAGGUGGCACGUGUCUAUUAUCCAGGCUUGCCAAGUCACCGAGAACAUCACAUAGCCAAGCGACAAAUGACUGGUUUUGGUGGUGUUGUCAGUUUUGAGGUUGGAGGAGACUUGAUGGCGGCCACGAAAUUCAUUGACAACUUAAAAAUACCCUAUAACGCUGCAUCUUUUGGUGGCUGUGAGAGCAUUGUAGAGCAGCCUGCAAUCAUAUCCUACUGGGAUCUGAAACAAUCAGGAAGAGCUAAGGUUGGGAUCAAAGAGAACUUGAUAAGGUUCAGCUUUGGAGUAGAGGAUUUUGAAGACUUGAAGGCUGAUAUACUCAACGCUCUAGAGACCAUAUAGGGGUGUGUAAGUGAUUACUUUCAGUAGGUGUUCUGGUGGGACUAUAUCUAAAUUCUGUCAGUGUUUUUCUGCUAUGGUUAUUCAAGGAAAAAAAAAAAAAGGUUCUAUGUAAUAGCCAGCCUGGACAAUGAUUUGAUCUUUGAACUAUAAGAAGACGCGAGUGCUUCUUUUUUGAUAUUUCAGUUCCUAAUGCUAUUGUUGAUCAAUUCAGAUUUUCUUUUUAA
Molecule: messenger RNA, 1886 nt
Organism: Telopea speciosissima
Lineage: Eukaryota; Viridiplantae; Streptophyta; Magnoliopsida; Proteales; Proteaceae
Product: cystathionine gamma-synthase 1, chloroplastic-like
Exons: 12
Coding region: 34-1662 (542 amino acids)
Biological process (GO): transsulfuration
Cellular component (GO): chloroplast
Molecular function (GO): cystathionine gamma-synthase activity; pyridoxal phosphate binding
Source: RefSeq, a predicted model, not a curated record